UAACAAACAAAUCAGAGCGCAAGACACCAGAGGAGCAGAAAUAUGGCGGACCUUGUACUUGGGUUGGCGAAGUCGGCGGUGGAGGGGACCCUGACCAUGGCCAAGACGGCGAUUGAGGAGGAGAAGAAGUUCAAGAAGGAUGUGCAGCGUGACCUGAUGCUUAUCUCCGAUGAGUUCCAGAUGAUGCACUCCUUCCUCAGCGUCACCAAGGAGCGUGCCACAGAUGAUAUGACAAGGACCUUGGUGAGACAGGUCCGCAACAUGGCCUUAGAUGUGGAGGACUGCAUCGAGUCUGGCAUCUACCUGGAUAACAAGUCAUCUUGGUGGCGCCAAUUGCUCCAACCCUGCAUGUUCAUGGCAACACCUUCUGUGGGCUUGGACGAUGCCAUUGCUGGUAUAGAGCUGCUGAAGUCCAGGGUCGAAGCCAUGGGCCAGAGGAACAUGCGCUACAGGCAAAUUGGUGACUCCAGCCCCAAGCCUGCUGAGAAGAUGCAUCAACAGGCGGUAGCUGAUGCAACCGUAAUGGAUACCCUCUUGGAGGCAAGAGAUGGCAAGAUGAAGCUUAGCGACCCAAGAGACCUUGUCAUGCUGAUUAAUAAAAAAGAUGACGCCAUUCCACUUCAAGUGCUCUCGGUAUGGGGAGCAGCAACCGAUGUUGGGGUGGCAUCCAUCAUCAAGAAGACUUCUGACAACCCAGAAAUCUGCAAAACAUUCAGAUGGCGUGCUUGGGUGAAGCUGAUGCAUCCCUUCAAUCACCGUGAGUUCAUCCGGAGCUUGCUGACUCAAUUCUACGCCAACUAUUCUCAAGAAAGAACUGUAGAUUUCUUGAAACCAAUUGAAACGAUAGCAACAGAAGGUGCACUCAUUGAUGAGUUCAUGAAGCAAGUCAGUGAACAUAGGUACCUAAUUUUCCUGGAAGACAUCUCCACCAUGGUUGACUGGGAGGCGGUCAGGAUAUACCUACCUGACAUGAACAAUGGUAGCUGCAUCGUGGUCCACACCCAGCAGCUUGAAGUUGCAAGCUUGUGUGUUGGACAACCACACCAAGUGCUGGAGCUGGAGCGGCUCUCUGAUGAACAUUCUAUUUGUGCCUUCUUCAAUGAGAAAAGAGAAGAUGGUGAGAGGAAUGCCAAGACGGAAGCUGCAGAGAAAUGGUUAAAGGAAUUUCAACACGUUGGCCGCCAAACUAAUUUAUACGUUCUUAGAUCAAUGGUAUACCGUUGUGAUGUGAUAUCAGUGUUUGGGAUUGCUGGUGUUGGCAAAUCAACUCUCGUCAAACAGGCGUACUACGAGGCAGUGACUAAACAUGGGCGUUAUGAAAAGUUCGCCUGGGUGGAUGUAUCCCAUCCGAUCAAUUUAAGGGAAUUAUCACGCACCUUACUUUCGGAUUUAAACUCGGAUUCUCUGCAACAUGGAAGCAACUUUAGAAUUAAAGACCCUAUUCAAGAGUGUUGCUGUGUUCUUCACCAACAUAGGUGCCUCAUUGUUAUUAAUGAUCUGAAGUCCACUGAAGAGUGGGACAUGAUAAAGGAUACAUUGGCAGGACACAGUCAAAGCUGUACCAUUGUCAUUACACAUAGAGAAAGUGUCGCCGCAUAUUGUUCUAAAGCAUGUUGCAAUGUCAAAGGCCUGGAAAUUGAUGAAGCACUUGAUCUCUUCAAAAUGAGGGUGUCCCAGAAGAUUGGUCAUCGAUGGGCCCCGGACCCUGACACGACUAAUGCUGCAAAACUUAUCCUACAUAAGUGUGGCGGACUUCCAAAAGUGAUAGUUGCUGUAGCUGACUCCAUGGCCCCAGUGUUACAUUACCCAGAGGUCUGGAAGGUUCUGAGAGAUAGGUUCGUGGAAAUUUUGGAAGGCCAUCGAGAAUUUCGGUGUUUACGGGAUCUAUUUACCUGGGUGCAUUCAUACUUCCGUUCUUGCCCUGAUUUCCUCAAGCCUUGUAUCUUCUAUUUGUCAAUCUUCCCUCUGAACCAGAGCAUUCGGAGGAGACGGUUGGUGCGGCGGUGGGUCGCCGAGGGCUACUCAAGAGACACCGAAGAAAAUUCUGAAGCAAAGGGCAUCACAGGGCCUUUAAGGGGUCACAAAGAAAGUAGCGCAGAGGAGACCGCAGAGCAGUUCUUUUUCAAGCUCUUCUUGCUCUGUAUGAUCCAGGUACCAGGACAGAGAACACUAUCCUCUUACAUGAGGAUGCCCCGGUGCCAAGUGAAUGGUUUCCUCCGUGAAUACAUCAUAUCACGGUCAAUGGAAGAGAACCUUGUCUUUGCACUGGAGGGGCGUUGCAGUAUAAACGCACAACGGACAGGACGACAUCUCACCAUAGGGAGCACCUGGGACAGGGACAGGAUUGUGUUUGGGAGCAUCGAAUUCUCACGGUUGCGGUCACUUACUGUAUUUGGUCAAUGGGAAACAUUCUUCAUCUCUGAAAAGAUGAGGCUGCUCCGGGUGCUGGAUCUAGAAGACGUGUCAUCAGGUGUAACAAAUGGUGACGUCGAGCAAAUGGUGAAGCUGCUGCCCCGCCUGAAGUUUCUCUCCUUGAGAGGAUGCAAAGAAGUCUCUCGUCUUCCGGAUUCAUUGGGUAACUUGAGUCAGCUGCAAACUCUGGAUAUCAGAUACACCUCCGUUGUCACUCUUCCACAAAGCAUCACCAAGCUACAGAAACUGCAGUACAUUCGUGCUGGUACCACCGUACCUUUUGAUGUUGACACCAGCACGGUUGAAAGCCUACCACCACCACCACCAUCAGCAGCAGCCGAGACCCGAUCACUAUCAACAUCAUCGACAAGCAGGUCAUGCGGUGGUCUUAUGUCCAAGUUAUGGUUGUCAAAGUUGUCCACACACCGCCGGAUUGCCGUCCGUAAUGGUGGCAUUGACGUACCCAGAGGGAUUAGACUACUGACAACAAUACAAACGCUGGGUGUCAUAGACGUCAGUAGUGCAAGAGGGCGGGCUAUUCUGGAAGAACUCAAGAACCUUACCCAACUGCGCAAGCUCGGAGUGUCUGGCAUCAACAGGGAAAACUGUAAGGAGUUUUGCUCUGCCAUCUCAGCUCACGGCCAUUUGGAAUCCUUGUCAGUGCGGCUCGUUGUGGAUCAGAAUCUAGGCUGUUUGGAUGGCAUCACCUCACCACCGGAGAACCUAGAGAGCCUUAAGUUGUACGGACACGUCGAAGAGAAGUUGCCAAUAUGGAUCAAGCAGCUGCCGAACCUCACUAAACUGAACUUACAGAUGACGAAGCUAACCACAGAUGGGAUUGAUAAUCUUAGUGAUCUACCGAACCUAAGAACUCUCUGUCUUUGUUUCAAGGAAUUUGAAGAUGGCAAGCUCCAGUUUGAGGGCUCUUUCAAUUCUCUCAAGGUCCUCGAGAUUGCUUGCAACUCCAGGCUACAGGCUGUAUCCUUUUACCAUGCAGUAAUGUUUCGUUUUGAGUUGUUGAAGCUACGCUGCUGUAGUGCAUCGCCGUCAUUGCAGUUUUCUGGGCUAGAGAAACUAAAGGCUCUCAACGAAGUCUGGCUCAGCGGAUCUAAUGACGACGUACUAAAGAAACACUUGAAGGACCGACUUUUGGAGCAUCCGAGUGAAAAAAACCCUGUUCUGAUUGAGGAACCAAGCUCGUCCUGAAUCCAGAAGGGCACCCAGCAACUUGUGGGUGGUUGUCGCCCAUACCGUCCCAGGCGCGUCUGCGGAAGCGGAACUGCACGGCUGGUGCUGUUCAUUUCAUUUCUCUACCACUCUGUCCACCUUUAUCACUCAAAUAGGGGUAGCCGUUUGGUGUAACUGCACGUCUUUAGCAGUACAAUUAAACUACAUUACUGAGCACUGAAAUACUAUGUUUCUUUAAAA
Setaria italica (foxtail millet) is the source of this 3840-nucleotide messenger RNA. Its product is annotated as disease resistance protein RPM1. Lineage: Eukaryota; Viridiplantae; Streptophyta; Magnoliopsida; Poales; Poaceae. The record is from RefSeq and is a predicted model, not a curated record. Gene Ontology annotation, biological process: defense response to other organism. Bases 43 to 3618 code for a protein of 1191 amino acids. Gene Ontology annotation, molecular function: ADP binding. The transcript is spliced from 3 exons.